UUGAGCAAGAGAGCCCUUGAAAAAAAAGACACUCUGGCAAGAGAGAAACCGGCCGGACAUGGCAGGGACGGCGGUGAGCAUGGCGAGGUCCAUGCUGGGGGGUGCCAUCAGCAAGGCUGCCUCGGCCGCCCCGGCCGAGAUGAGCUUAUUGAUGGGUGUGGAGAAGGAUAUCUGGUUCAUUAAAUAUGAGCUAGAGUCGAUGCAGGCAUUUCUGUUGUCUGUUGAAGCGAGUAAGAUGAAAGACAUUCAACUGAAGGUGUGGGCGAAGCAAGUCAAAGACUUAUCGUACAAUAUUGAAGAUUGCCUUAGUGAAUUCAUGGUGCAUGUGAGAAGCCAAAGCUUAUCGCGACAGCUGAUGAAGCUCAAAGAUCGCCAUCAAAUUGCCAUGCAGAUCCGUGAACUCAAAAUAAGAGCUGAAGAACUAAGCAUUAGGAAUGGACGCUACAACUUCAUUAAGACAGAGGCCUCCAACACUGUUGACGAGGUAGAUUCGUACAACGAAGAUGUUCGCAAUCACGCAACUAGCAACAUUGAUGAAGCAGAACUUGUGGGCUUUUCGAAGCCUAAGGAGGAGUUGACAAACCUGAUAGAUGUCAACACUGAAGAUGAUUUUCCUAAGGUGAUAUGUGUUGUCGGCAUGGGUGGUUUAGGAAAGACUACUAUUGCAAGGAAGACAUAUGAAAGUAAGGAAGAUAUUGUGCAGAAAUUUUCUUGUGUUGCUUGGGUCACAGUAUCACAUUCGAUUUUCAAGGUAGAGAUGCUCAAGGGUAUGAUCGGGCAGCUUUUGGGACAUGAGGCACUGAAGAAAUGCUUGAAAGAACUUAAAGGGAAGGCAGUGCAAGUGGAUGACCUCUCCAAUUACCUCAUGGAAGAGCUCAAGGAUAAAAGGUAUUUUAUUGUUUUUGAUGACUUGUGGACCAUAGAUAUGUGGAGGUGGAUCAAAGAAUUUGCUUUUCCUAGCAGUAACAAGAAAGGUAGUCGGAUAGUAAUAACAACACGAGAUAUGGGCUUAGCUAAGGAGUGUUCUCUUGACUCACAUAUCUACCAACUCAAACCACUACAAUCAGUUGAUGCUGCAAAUUUGUUACUAAGAAAGUGUAGGAAAAGGCAGGAGGACAUGGAGAAAGAUGAGAACUUGAAGAACAUAGUUGAAAAAUUAGUUAAAAAAUGUGGUGGUUUACCAUUAGCUAUACUCAUGGUAGGUGGCGUCCUUGCCACAAAAAAGGUACCUGAGUGGGGACAAUUUUAUAAGCAUCUCCCUUCAGAGCUUGAGACUAAUCCAAGCCUUGAUGCAAUGAGGAGGAUGGUUACUCUGAGCUACAACUACCUGCCAUCUCAUCUAAAGUCAUGCUUUUUGUACCUAAGCAUCUUUCCCGAGGAUUUUGAAAUUAAGAGGAGGUCUCUAGUAGAUAGAUGGAUAGCUGAGGGGUUCGUCAUCGCUAGAGGCAGGGUAAACAUUGAGAAAAUUGGAAAAGAUUAUUUCAUUGAGCUAAUCAACCGAAGCAUGAUUAUACCAUCAAGAGUGAAUGUGGAAGGAACAGUUAAGAGUUGUCGAGUCCAUGAUGUCAUGCGUGAUGUCAUGAUCUCAAUUGCUAGAGAUGAAAACUUUGUGUACUUGUCUGCCGACGAUAAUGUAAAUAGUGUAGCAGAGGAGAACUUUCGUCAUGUAUCAUACCAUGGUAGAAAGUGCCUAAAGGAAUGCAUAGAUUGGAGGCAUGUCCGGUCAUUAACCAUGUUUGGUGAGAAACCCAUAGAGCCACCUGCUCCCCUGUUUCCACCUAGCAUGAGAAUGCUUAGAACCCUGGAUGUACACAGUGCACACUUUGGAAUCACACAAAAAGAUAUCAAGGACAUAGGAUUGUUCCGCCACUUGAAGUAUUUGAAUAUUGGGAGUGCUAAUGCACAUUCAAACAUUUGUAGAAUUCCAAGAUCUAUAGGAAUAUUAGAAGGUUUGCAGACUUUGGAGAUAAGAAUGACAGAUAUAUCAACAAUACCAAAUGAGAUUUGCAACCUUGUGAGUCUCCGUAGCAUCCGGUGUAGAAAAACACAUUGGUUGUAUUAUCAUGAUCUUGAGCCCUCUAUGGGAUGCUUGAUGGACGUGAUGUAUCAUCGUAUGAUUACUCAUAAUUCUCAUGAAAAAGCUUUGAAGCCGCGCAUGCCUUGCUUUAGCCAUUGGUCAAUAUACAAAGGUGUCAGUGUGCCGAGAGGGAUUAGCAAGUUACAAGAGUUACAAAUACUAGAGGUCGUGGACAUCAAACGGAGUGAUGACAAUGCAAUUAAAGAGUUAGGUGAGCUUGUGCAGCUAAAAAAACUUGGCGUGGUAACAAAAGAGGCCACCGACCAAAAAUGCAUGUUACUUUGUGCAGCUAUUGAGAAGUUCACUUCCCUGUGCUCUCUUAAUGUGGAUGCGGGUGAAGAAGGUUCUCUCAAGUGGCUACAUUCUGUUUCAUUACCUUCCCGCCUUAUGAGGAGCCUUAAGUUGGUUGGAUGUCUUGGAGAAAUGCCCAACUGGUUUGGAAGUUUGAUGCAUUUAGUAAAGAUUUAUCUAGGGCAUAGCUGGCUGAAAGGAGGUAAAACCAUGGAACUAUUAGGUGCACUGCCCAUCCUCAUGGUGCUUGGUCUUGGUCAGGAUACAUAUGUUGGGAGGAGGUUAGUGUUCGGACCAGGAGCAUUCUCAAAUCUCAGGAUACUUGAUAUUUAUUAUCUAAGUCGAGUGAGAGAGGUGAGGUUCGAAGAGGGCACCUCACACCAGUUGGAGAGGAUACAGAUAAGUGGGGUUUGGUUGGAAUUUGUUGGUAUCAAGCACCUCCCAAGGCUCAAGGAGAUUUCACUUGGCUUGGGGGCUAAAGUGGCAAAGCUUGGUGCCCUUAAACGGGAAGUGGAGGCACACCCCAACGAUCCCGUGCUGCGACUAAGUGAGGACUGGAGCGAGCAUAACAUAGAAGGCGAAGCAGACCAGGGCUGGUGGUCCAUGUUUUUUCGUCCAGAAGAGGAAGAGAUCGGCUCAGAAUCACAAGUGGUGGUCACGGCAACGACCGACGUCAUCAGCCAAGGCUCUCACUUAGAAGAUGAUGGAAAUGGGUUCUGCUCUUGCAUUUCUCCUUCGCUUAUUCGACUCUGUUGCUGCACUGUUGCACCUUCCCCGCUGCUGCAGUUCAGGUUGACGCCUUCACUGCUACAAAUGGAAUCUUCUUUCCACCCCGAGCCUGCAGCAGCAGGAGAUCAGAGCUUGUUGCAGACAACGGUCAUGGCGACGGCCAACACGGGUAACAUCGAAGAAGAUCUGCCAUACACUUACAACUCGUGCUGAGGAUUGACAGCUUGGUGUUUCUCUGCUUGCUGCUACUCCUUACACUGCUCUCUUCACCUUGAAGUCUCCUGUUUCAGCACCAUGCUUGGUACAAUUUUCAACUGCACACAAGGUCAGCUAUGCACGGCAAACUCGGAGAUGCAGUGUUGCUCUGUUCGUAUUUUGCAAAAAGGAUGUCCUUUAUUGAUUCUUUGCAAAAGUAUCUAGGUGGUACAGUCACAAAAAAGAGUUCAACCUCCCGGCUUCUGCAUCUGGAUGUACACAACCCAUUUUAUUGCUGCUCUGUUCCUGUCAGAAUGUUGAUGGUUUUUGUCGUCGCUGGAUUUCCUUUUCUUGGUAUGCUAGGUGCACCCGCUCAGUAUAAAUCGUUCCUCCGGCAUUCUAGGCAGCCUCCCGGGCUCGAAUUUACAUUUUACAUGGAGCCGAAUACCUCACAGCGGGUCUGUGCCUAGCGGUGCACUUGGCGCGCGGUCCUCCGUAGGGCAAUCCAUGCAGCAGUAUCGGGGCGUUUGGGAAUGUUGCUGUCAGGCCUUUCCGUGCCCUCAAUGGAAAUUUCAAGCACAUCAUAUUUUACUAUCAAGAUGGGACGUCGUUGCUUCCACUGAGGGUAUUUAAAUUUAAGCAACGGCGAGCUGUAUUAGUGCUGCUUUCUUUCACCAUUGUAUAAGCCUAAAGCUGUUGUCACUUCUGCAAUAGGGUGUUUUAAGUUCCAUUUGUAGCAUUGAACAUUGUGCGAACCUAAAGCUAUUUGACUAAUUUGGGCGUUAAGUAUUUGUUGUACUCCACCAACGGUGCUGUGUGAAGUGUUUGUUUGUAAACAUCUACUGUAUGACUGGUGUUUAAUCUAUCGAGGAACUUAUGUUAAUUGAAUCA
This is a messenger RNA of Triticum dicoccoides, 4183 nucleotides long. Its product is annotated as disease resistance protein RPM1-like. Gene Ontology annotation, molecular function: ADP binding. The record is from RefSeq and is a predicted model, not a curated record. Bases 59 to 3310 code for a protein of 1083 amino acids. NCBI's taxonomy places the organism in Eukaryota, Viridiplantae, Streptophyta, Magnoliopsida, Poales, Poaceae. The transcript is spliced from 7 exons. Gene Ontology annotation, biological process: defense response to other organism.